AAAAACUCUAAAAGCGCACCGCUGGCGCUGCUGCGCCGCUCGCUGUUUCUGUGCUGGCGAAGAGACGGUCAACUGGUGGUACCUGCGCGCCUGCAUUUUCGGCAAAUUUCGGCCCGGAAAACGCUCGGAGGAGGAGGGGCAGCAACAUCAGCGGCCAUGAGCGGCAAGGUUCCGGGUUCGCCCAAGAAAGAGGGCAGCCCCCACAAGAGGCAGAGUCUCACGGGAAACAAUGAGGAUGACGGGGAGGCAGAGUUCCACUGGGAUGACUACUUGGAGAGCACGCAGAGCGAGGCUGUGCCGGCCACAGCCUUUGCCCAUGUGGAGCAUAGUUUGGAGAGUGGCCUGCGCCCAGGCAUGAAACUGGAAGUGCCACUGAGCUCUGCCGAUGGUGGCAACGGCAACGGCGAGAAUGGUGGCGGCAUCUACUGGCUGGCCUCGGUGGUGACCACAUGCGGCCCGCUGCUGUCCCUGCGCUACCUGGGUUACGGGGCGGACCGGUCAGCCGACUUCUGGUGCGACGUGGGCACCAACGAGGUGCAUCCACUGGGGUGGUGUGCCCGCAACCACAAGCCUCUCAAGCCACCUCCGGCCAUAUUAGAGAAGCACUUGGACUGGGAGAAGCUGCUUGCUGAUGAAUUGAAGAGUGCUGUCACCGUGCCAGCCUAUGUCCUUGAGAUGAAAGGCUCGGCACCCAUUGACCAGAUCCAGCCAGGCAUGAAGCUGCUUGUGCUUGAGGAAGAAAACCCACUGAAUGGCUGGGCUGCAUCGGUCCUGAAGAAUGUUGGUGGUCGCCUGCUUCUGCGCUAUGACGGUUGUAAUGACCCCCAUUGGGACCUGUGGCUCUUCUACCUGUCCCACCGGGUCAAGGCCCUCGACACACCUUCACACGGCGACCAGAAUUAUCGACCACCACAGUGCAUUGAGAAUCUGCACUCGCUGGAUGAGUGGAAGCGUAUACUGCGCGAGUCCAUGGGUGAGGCCCAGAAGUACAAUGGAAAGAUCCUUGCCAACAUACUGCAGCCGCCAGUACCUCUGUCCGAGCACAGCUUUGAGGUCGGCCACAAGGUGGAGCUGCUGAACCCCAUGAGUCGUAUGGAGGCCUGCCCUGCCACGGUCACGGCCACCUUGGCCUCAGGGCAGUGGUUCCUUGUACAGGUGGAUGACCUGAGGCAUCCCACAGAAGCACCCCCUCUGGUUCGCUGCUGCCAUGCACGGUCGCAGACUCUUCUGCCAGUUGGCUGGGCCCAGGAGAAUGGGCUGCCCCUCCUGGCACCCCCUGGCUACCUGCCUGAGACAUUCAGCUGGGAGGAGUACCUCAAGUCGUGUGGAGCUAAAGCAGCACCAAGAUCGUGCUUUCACCUGGAAGAAGACAGCCUAGGCUUUGAGCCAAACCAGAAGCUGGAGGUGGUUAACGGAAAGAAUCCCAAUGAGCUUGACUGA
Messenger RNA from Dermacentor silvarum, 1440 nucleotides. RefSeq names its product scm-like with four MBT domains protein 2. The coding region runs from base 157 to 1440 and encodes 427 amino acids. The record is from RefSeq and is a predicted model, not a curated record. Gene Ontology annotation, biological process: regulation of DNA-templated transcription. Gene Ontology annotation, cellular component: nucleus. The transcript has 13 exons. Lineage: Eukaryota; Metazoa; Arthropoda; Arachnida; Ixodida; Ixodidae.